UUCUUUUCUUUAUCUUUCGCUUCUCUGUAACUCUUUGAAGUGUUCCCGUCUCGUCUCAUUGCAUGAGUCUCCAUCCUUGUAUUAGUUGCAUUUUCUGGCGAUGAAAUGAAGUCUCUUUUCUUUUCUCCCUCUUGGAAUGGAUGGAUGUGGCUUGGUCCGUUUUGUGUGUCCUUCUCCUCUUCCCUCCCUUUAUAUUACCUACUUACCUACCUACCUAACCAACCAACUACAUCAAUGAGACAACCUGAAUCAAUACUGGCGGUUAUAUACGUGGCUUUUUCUAUUCUUCCUACUUCCUAGCGUUCAAUCAGUAUGCAGAUAUGUCCUACUACUACGUAAUGAAAGAACCCAUGAUUCAAAA
Molecule: messenger RNA, 361 nt
Organism: Aspergillus costaricaensis CBS 115574
Lineage: Eukaryota; Fungi; Ascomycota; Eurotiomycetes; Eurotiales; Aspergillaceae
Exons: 1
Coding region: 106-300 (64 amino acids)
Source: RefSeq, a predicted model, not a curated record